Molecule: messenger RNA, 1542 nt
Organism: Cherax quadricarinatus
Lineage: Eukaryota; Metazoa; Arthropoda; Malacostraca; Decapoda; Parastacidae
Source: RefSeq, a predicted model, not a curated record
AUGUUCCUUAUACUCCACUUCCUAGUGAUCAUUACAUUUUUCUUCGUCUUCACUUCGCCUCUUACUCAGGUGAUCAUUACACUUCCCUUCGUCCUCUCUCGCUCUUACUCAGUGAUCAUUACAUUUUUCUUCGUCUUCACUUCGUCUCUUACUCAGGUGAUCAUUACAUUUCCCUUCGUCCUCUCUUCGCCUCUUACUCAGGUGAUCAUUACAUUUUUCUUCGUCUUCACUUCGCCUCUUACUCAGGUGCAGUGUGCACAUACAUCUACCAUUACAGGUGCAGUGUGUACAUACAUCUACCGUACAGUCCCCAGGGAUCGCAGCCGCUGCAGGUGGCAUCCUGGACGCCACAUCAGGGCCUCGUUCUCACCUCUCACCUCCCACUCUUCCCUGACAAGUUCUCAAAGUGAGUACAAGUUCUCAAAGUAUACUUAUGUUCGGCCUUCUGAUGAACUCUGGGGUGUUAAGCUUGGUAAUGGGUCGUGGUCUGGCAUGGUGGGCAUGGUGAUGAGGAAGGAAGUAGAAAUCGGUGUUGGCCCUUUCUCGAUCCACAUAAGUCGAACUGAGGUGGUAGACUUUACAGUACCAAUAAUGAUAGAUUAUUAUAGGAUCAUUGGAGCACGAGGACAUCCUGAGGUGGAUCCCUGGGGCUUCGUGUUCCCCAUGGCACCGCUGGUGUGGGCUGCCAUCCUAGCUACACUGAUGGUACUUGUUGCAGCAGUGUUCCUCAUGUCAGUCUCUGUGGCUCACAAGACUGUCGACCAGAGGAACAAGUUACACAUCGUUUUUGACUAUGUUCGAAUAUUAUUACAGCAAGAUAUGACGGUGCCUGCGUACUGGUGGUGGGAGCGGGUAAUGUUAGUUUUGUGGAUGAUGGUGACGCUGGUGCUAACACGGAGUUACUCUGGCAACCUCAUGGCUCUCCUAGCAGUCAGACACAUCUCUCAACCUUACCAGUCACUACAAGAUGUUGUUGACGACCCCUCCGUUAAGAUGAUAUGGGAAAAGGGCUCUAAUGUUCUCAGUUAUUUAGAUUCAGCAGAGUCCGGGAUAUAUCGGGAGAUAGCUGACACAGGGAAGGUUGGCAGGUUAAUAUAUAUUACACGCCGGCACUUCAGUGAAGCAAUAGACACUGUGGUGCGACAAGGAGACCACGUGCUCAUGCUUGCUGCUACCGGCCUCGUAGCUUAUGUUGCUCAAGACUUCACAAAAACUGGGAAGUGUUCCUUUUACGGGUCCAGAGAAGAGUUUUUGCAGAUAAUGUUUGCAAUGAUCGGUCAAAAAGACAGUCCAAUUAUUCCAGCUCUUAAUAAGAGGAUAAUGUCGACAACGGAAGCAGGACUCUUCUUCCAGUGGGUGAAAACUGAGGAACCAAACUCUACUGUGUGUUAUCAUUCUCCCAGCAAGAUCCUUGUUAAUUCACCACUCUCAAUCAAAAAUAUUUGGGGAAUGUUUGUGAUCCUCUUCGUUGGACUCUUCGGCUGUCUAGUUGUACUCUGCCUGGAGCUUUUUAUAUUUCAUAUUUCAAAAAAAUUCAUGUAA